AGCAGCGCACCCACUCACGAGCGGCUGGGGUGCAUUUGACCUAUGCAUGCCGGGAGGUAGAGUUUCCGUCUCUGAACUACCAGAAAGAAUUUGCCUCUCUUCUGUGAUUCACGAUCUCCGCAGCCUGUUUUCGAGGACUGAAACAGUAAUUGAAAAACUCACGUCAGUGAUUCUCUUUUAUUACUAACGGUCUCCUUGCGUUGCAAGUAAUCACCCGUCAGUUUCCGUUUCCGGUUGGCUUGUUGCCUUGGUAACUAGGACGCUCAACCGCCGUGGCGGUUAUGGCGAGGAGGCUGGGCAGUAUGCAGAUCCCCGACGGGGAGUUCACCGCGGCCGUGUACCGGCUCAUCCGGGAUAACCGCCACGCCGAGGCGGUGCAGCUGCUGGGCGGAGAGCUCCAGCGGAGCCCCAGGAGCCGCGCCGGCCUGUCGCUGCUGGGCUACUGCUACUACCGCCUGCAGGAGUUCGCGCUGGCUGCCGAGUGCUACGAGCAGCUGAGCCAGCUGCACCCGGAACUGGAGCAGUACCGCCUGUACCAGGCCCAGGCCCUAUACAAGGCCUGCCUUUAUCCAGAGGCCACCCGGGUCGCCUUUCUCCUCUUGGACAACCCCACCUACCACAGCCAGGUCCUCCACCUACAAGCUGCUAUCAAGUACAGCGAGGGCGAUCUGCCUGGGGCCAGGAGCCUGGUGGAGCAGCUCCUGAGUGGGGAAGGGGGAGAAGGCAGUGGGGGCGAGAAUGAGCCCGAUGGCCAGGUCAACCUGGGAUGUUUGCUCUACAAGGAGGGGCAGUAUGAAGCCGCGUGUUCCAAGUUCUUUGCAGCCCUACAGACCUCGGGCUACCGGCCUGACCUUUCCUACAACCUGGCUUUAGCUUAUUACAGCAACCGGCGCUAUGCCCCGGCGCUGAAGCAUAUCGCCGACAUUGUUGAGCAUGGCAUCCGCCAGCACCCAGAGCUAGGUGUGGGCAUGACCACCGAGGGCAUUGAUGUUCGCAGUGUUGGCAACACUUUAGUCCUUCACCAGACUGCUCUGGUGGAAGCCUUCAACCUCAAGGCGGCCAUAGAAUACCAACUGAAAAACUAUGAGGUGGCCCAGGAAACCCUCACUGACAUGCCACCUAGGGCAGAGGAGGAGUUAGACCCUGUGACCCUGCACAACCAGGCGCUAAUGAACAUGGAUGCCAGGCCUACAGAAGGGUUUGAAAAGCUCCAGUUUUUGCUCCAACAGAACCCCUUCCCCCCAGAGACGUUUGGCAACCUGUUGCUGCUCUACUGUAAGUAUGAGUAUUUUGACCUGGCAGCAGAUGUCCUGGCAGAGAAUGCUCAUUUGACUUAUAAGUUCCUCACACCCUAUCUCUACGACUUCUUGGAUGCCAUGAUCAUUUGCCAGACAGCUCCUGAAGAAGCAUUCAUUAAGCUUGAUGGGCUAGCAGGGAUGCUAACUGAGCAGCUCCGGAGACUCACCAAAGAAGUACAGGAAGCAAGACUUAAUAGAGAUGAUACAGCUAUCAAAAAGGCAGUGAAUGAAUAUGAUGACAUCCUGGAGAAGUAUAUUCCUGUGCUGAUGGCCCAGGCGAAAAUCUACUGGAACCUUGAAAACUACCCAAUGGUAGAAAAGAUCUUCCGAAAAUCUGUGGAAUUCUGCAAUGACCAUGAUGUGUGGAAGCUGAAUGUGGCUCAUGUUCUGUUCAUGCAGGAAAACAAAUACAAAGAAGCCAUCGGUUUUUAUGAGCCCAUAGUCAAGAAGCAUUAUGACAACAUCCUGAAUGUCAGUGCUAUUGUACUGGCUAACCUCUGUGUUUCAUAUAUUAUGACGAGUCAAAAUGAAGAAGCCGAGGAGCUGAUGAGGAAAAUUGAGAAGGAGGAAGAGCAGCUCUCCUUUGACGACCCGGAUAAGAAAAUCUACCAUCUGUGCAUUGUGAAUUUGGUGAUUGGGACACUUUACUGUGCCAAAGGAAAUUAUGAGUUUGGGAUUUCUCGAGUUAUCAAAAGCUUGGAACCUUAUAAUAAAAAACUGGGAACUGAUACCUGGUAUUAUGCCAAAAGAUGCUUCCUGUCCUUGUUAGAAAACAUGUCAAAGCACACGAUCAUGCUUCGUGACAGUGUUAUUGAAGAAUGUAUCCAGUUUCUAGAACACUGUGAACUUCAUGGCAGGAACGUACCUGCCAUUAUUGAACAACCCCUGGAAGAAGAAAGAAUGCAUAUUGGAAAGAAUACAGUCACCUAUGAGUCCAGACAGUUAAAAGCUUUGAUUUAUGAGAUUAUAGGAUGGAAUAUGUAGUCAUGUCUUAUAUUGGCUUUUGGCUUUGUUGACUAUAUUUCACUCUUUAAAUCUACAAUAUAUUUAUUCUUGGCAUCUUUAUAUUUGUUACAUGUUGAACUCUGUACACUUAAAAUUAUAAUAACAUUCUGUUUGAGAAAGUUUUCCAUUUAAUUGAGUAUGGAGCAUUGCAGUACGAGCUGAAUCAGUUUUGUAUCCUCUCUGCCAGUAACAGUCUCCAUGUCUUUUCCUCAAGCAACAAUUGCUAGAGUGGCAUCUUUAAAUAAGCAGGUAUCCCUAAAUCGCCAUUUAUAUUCUACUUUAGGCUGUAAAAGAGAGUGUGACAUGAGCAAUGAACUGUUGGAGUAGAUGUUUUUGCAUUUCUCUGGUGACUAAAUGAUGGCAGCCCACGGCUGGACCAUUUCUUAACCAACAAAGACAGUUUCAUUUUGCCAUUUUAGGAUAGAUUGUGCUGUCCAGUAAGACCAAUUCUGACCUUAACACUAUGUCUCCACUCCAUUUUUUCAGUCCUUUAACCUCUGGGUCUCAACAAAGUCAACUUUGGACCCUGGCCUAAGCUCUUUGUGAAGUACCAGUAUUAAAUGGAUGAUGGUUUUUUUCUUGGUUCUUUUCAGGUUAUAAGGUUUGGUUUGUGACUUAAUUUUUCUUCCAUAAUUUGGUUGAUUGGUUGGCCUUAAGUUUUAAAAUCAGUAUUUCCCUUCAUUUUCCAUUUCUGAUUUUCCAGAAUUGAUUGUGCCUCCUUGUGAAUACUGACUAAUGUCAAGUAUGAAAGCUUUCAAAUAUGUUCAGUGUAGGGGAAAGAAAGCACUGAACUGACAAUGAAAAGACUAAGGUAUGAGUUUCAGGCCUUCCAGUCAAAUUUCAGGCCUUAAGAAAUUCAUUUAUCCCUUGAGGUGUCAGUCAUUUGAAAUACUAGGUGCUCUUAACAGCUACAUCUGGCUGUAACAUCUGAUUCUGUAUAAGCCAUAUAGAAGAAAGUUCCUUCUUUUAUGACCUGGAUGUAUAAGAACAAGUUAAUCCAGAAAUGAAAUAUAGAAUUGUAUUUCAAAUGAAUUUUCUCUGUUAUUUUGGAUUACAGUAAAUAUUAGCACCUAAGGUAAAUGUUUGUUAUUGUUGGAUGCUAUAACAUAUUGAUUACUAAGAAAUUUGGGCUUUUUUCCCCUUUUUUACUUGGAGCUUUUGCUUACAACUCAAGCUAUGAAAUGUAUAUAAGGCAGUCCUCAUUCUCUGCUGUGAUUGUGCAUAAGUUAAAAAUUUUGUAAAUAUUUAGAAAUUCUUUAAUUCUCUUCACUUCCCCUUUUAGUUUAUCUACUAUAUGUAUAUAUGGGGGUGGGGGAGAGGAAAGAUUUGCUUUUAAUUCUUCCAAAAAAUGAUAUCCCCAAAAUGAUAUAAAUUAUAUGUAGGCUAUUGUAAUAGGCAUUUGUUAUCACUUAUUCUUGAGAUAAUUAGAGCCUUUCCUGCCCCUGAGGAGAAGACCUCCAGCUGCCAGUCUGCCAGAAUUCUGGAGACAGGAACAGGUGAGGUGAGGAUGAAGUGAAGAUUUAGCUGUGUGAUUUACUUCACAGCCUACGUUGGAGCUCCUACAUGUCCAAAUCUCAGUAGUUAAUCAAAUGUCUGCUGCCGUUAACAGAAGUAAUGGAUAACAGAGUGGAAGUAACAGAUGCCACAGCUAUUUCUGUAACUAACUCACCUAAUCAAAUCAUCUGUCCUUACACCCCCCUUUUAUUUAAUAUAAGGAGGAGAGGUCACUGCAGACUUUCCAAAAGGACAAAGCCACAAUGAACAAGAAGACAGUCCCCAGGUUAUAAAGCUUUCUCUUGGAGUCUUUCCUUUUUCUGCCUUCAAAGGAUCAAUUUAGCAGAUAGUAGUGUUCACUGCUGCAGAACGUAUCACAAGAUAAGAAAUGAAAAAUCUACCUACCUGACCACCUGCUUGUUUUUCCUUUUUUAGCUUUUCUCCCUUUUGUCAAUUAUAGGGACAUUUCUUUGAUAGCUGGCAGUUGAAACCACAAGCAGGUGUAUAAGGUACACAUUUACCUUUUAACAAUAAGUGUUAGGUAAGAUAGCACUGAUUAUCAAAAUGACUUUAGAAACCAUAUCACCAUGCAUUUUUGCAAAUAAGGUAACAUUUAUCAAUUAGAAGUGGCUCUCAAACUGUUAAAGGCAGAGAAAAUUUUAAGAGUAUUCACCAAAAGCACUGGAUAUAUAUAAUUUGUGGAAUACAAUGAGCUUUAUUUGUAUACUUGCAGUAACCUCUUUUAAACUCUACUUGACCUCAAUAGAAAAACAGUGACUGAAAAUUUAAAGAUGUGCAGUAUAUUUAUUUAAAAUGUCCUGUGACACUGGGAAUUAAAUAUACUCAACUCUAGAGGGCACUUGCUUCUCUGUAUCCAUAAUAAUUUUAUAUGGAAAAGUAGA
Messenger RNA from Hipposideros armiger (great roundleaf bat), 4699 nucleotides. RefSeq names its product tetratricopeptide repeat protein 30B-like. The record is from RefSeq and is a predicted model, not a curated record. Gene Ontology annotation, cellular component: intraciliary transport particle B; axonemal microtubule. The transcript has a single exon. The coding region runs from base 282 to 2282 and encodes 666 amino acids. Gene Ontology annotation, biological process: intraciliary transport. Gene Ontology annotation, molecular function: protein binding; intraciliary transport particle B binding. Lineage: Eukaryota; Metazoa; Chordata; Mammalia; Chiroptera; Hipposideridae.